AGUAUCGUUCGAAGCUUUUAGGGGUGCGGAUGCGUACGAAGUUUCAAUUCUCAAGUGUAAUUUUCGUUGAAUCAAUAGUAAAUGUUUGAUUUGUGAUUUAUUUUAUUCGUAAAGCAACGUGUUUUGUGAAGUGUUUGAAAAUAUUUAUAUUUUUACUUCAUUUUCGUUUGAACAUUGGAAUGUAUCCAUUAUAAGAUACCGAAAUAGAAAAUCCUGCAACCUGCUAUCGUAAUGGAGAAUCUACAAACGAAUGACCGAAAGCAUGCGAGAUUGGCCGCAGUAGAAGAAUUAGCGGUGAAGGUCCUCGAUGAUUCGGACAUCAAAGAAAAGUACAGGGCUUACUCCAUAUACUCUUACUGUUUAUUGAGCGUGCUGAUCAGUUUUGUGCUUGGUCUCUCCAUUGGAGUCCUCAUCACGAGGCCGGACCCUAAAAGACAGACGGACAGGAUUACUAAAGCUAGACAAGGAAGGCGUUUGGAUACAGCAAACGUCUCGUAUACAGGAGUCGCAUUCGUAAACAACCAACGCUCUGAUUUCAAUAGACAAAUAUACCCGAAACAUUUGAACGACGAUCUGCGGGACAUAUUGAAAGAUAACAAAGGAACAAAUGUGAAUUUUCCACGGACGCCAAACGAGAACACCGUUUUGUAUGAUAACGUUUAUUGGGGUCCCGAAAUCGAGAACUCCAUGCCGCAGGGCUAUGGAGAGAACAGCGCGGAGCUCUGGGAGAGAUACGUCGGCAGCAGCGAGGUAGUUAAGAUGGAAAUCGGCUGCGGCAGGAUGCAAAAUCGACUGGUAACAUUCCGGGACGGCACCAGAGCCUGCGUUCGCUACAGACAAAACACCGAUCAAAUUCAAGGCGAAAUAUUCAGCUUCUACGUCGGCAGGUUGCUGAACCUGACUAAUCUCGCCCCUUCGGUGGUCAAGAUCGUCGAUCUGAAAGACAAACUGUGGAGGAACGUGGUCAACGACAUAGCGGCCGCUAAAUGGAGCAGGAACCGCGCGAUAGUACUGACACAGUACGUGCCUAGCUUGGAACCAGCUCACAUACCGGACGUUUUCAAGUCCUCGACGCGCCACUUGAACAAAAUCGACGUUUACAAUAUGUCGAACGAAGAGAACGAAACUAGCGACAUCACGAAAGAGCUAUUAAUAGAGAAAAUGAGGAUUAAAGACGUGAGAAGUAAAGCGAAAAACAUCGAAAAGUUUAGCAGAAUCGAUAUGAGACUGAACGACAAAACAGUUAAGUCGUUCUUGGAGCUAGCUCAGUGGUCGGACUUGAUUGUGUUUGAUUAUUUAACCGCCAAUUUGGACAGGAUAGUCAAUAACUUGUUUAAUUAUCAAUGGAACGAGAACAUUAUGAACGGGCCGGCCCAUAAUUUGGCCAAGAAGAUGGACAGCGGUCUUUUGGUGUUCCUCGACAACGAGUCUGGUCUUCUGCACGGUUAUAGGCUCCUGAAGAAAUACAACGUAUACCACAGCCUGCUGUUGGACAGUUUGUGUGUGUUCCGCAAAAGUACCAUAGACGCUUUAAAGCGACUACAUUAUAAACAGGAUGUUGGCGCGAAAUUGAGUGAUAUGUUCCAUUUGCGAAAUAGCGCUGUAGUCAGGGAUGUACUGCCCGCGUUGCCGGAGAAGAACUCGAAGGUUCUACACGAGAGAAUAGGCAGGGUAUUAAGUCAAGUGCAGAAAUGUGAGGAGGCAUUAAGAUAGCGUAAUUCUCGGUGCGGAUGUGUAUGUGGGCUAGCGCCGAAAGAUUUAGACAAUGCCUUUUGUGCGUAAUCAUUCCCGUGUAAAGAAGGAUUUUUUAUUAUUAUUUCCUACCUAUGCUGAUAGCCUUGAGAGCCUAUUUCAGCUUCACCCUAACGUAUAGGUGAGCUCACGGGGCUCAAACCGGAGUGUUCCUAACACUGGCCCUAGCAAGAGCAGUGCUUCGCAGAAACUACCACCGGACCAGAAACGCGACCCACUGAGAAGAUCCGGCGAGAAACUCAGUGGGCUGUGUCUUUGGGUUAAUUUAUGCGUCAAGCCCUUCAUCUCAAGCGACGGGUUCGGCGAGGACGGUGACCGGUGCUUGUGGUGCCUAAAAGCACCGUUAACGGAUCGGGAGAAUUCGUAAUGACGUGAAGCAAGGAGGUAUUUGAUACGUUGUAUGGGAAGAAGAAGGAAGGGAUCCAUCAUAUGGUAGUGGUAACGCCUGUGAUUCCUCAUCGGUUUGUGCCACCGUCUGUUCCAGCCUGAAGGGUGGGGAGAUCUCAGAAUCAACAGAUGUCAUUCACAUUAAAUGCAAAAUUAUUCGAAGCUGGUAAUAGCGUAAUGCGGUUCUAAUUUGUUGCAUAUUAACCCUUAUAGCGCGCGCCGUCGAUAGAUGAUGCGUAUAAAGUGCCGAGCGUCGAUAUAGCGACUGUUGCGCAGUUCGAUUGUAGGUAUUAAGAACAAUUAUAAAUAACCAUUUAAAAUUGUGUUUCUGUGAAUUUAGUAUUGAUUUUCAUAUUUAUUGUUUUUAAGGUACGUUUUUUUUUUUCAAAAAUCCUCUACAAAUUAUGUGAAAAUAAGCUUAGCACUAAAAGGGUUAAUAUUGUAUGAUUAUGACGAAGGCCACGUAUGAGAAAUAAAUGGAUUUAAUCUUUGACAAGAAUGUUCGAUGCUGGAACUGUUAGCUCGAGAAGUUCUUGCUGAAGUUACUUCACGUUUUUUUUAAAUGUUGUUUUUGAAGUGGAACUUCUUUAGGCUGGUUGAGAGUAAAAUUUAACUCGUGACAGAUUCGUUACGGCUAGAGAGAAAAGAUACAAUUUAGGACGAGCGAGAGUGAGAAAAUAGACAGAGCGUCUCGCGAAACACUCGACCGUGGAGAGGGAAAGGACAAAGCGAGCUAGGUCGUUUCUCUUAUACACAGCAUUCCCUAUAACAAGAGAUUCAAGGAUGAAAAAUGAAGAAGACCACAAUACUACACACCGCAAAAUAAGUUUCACUUCUUUCAAUUUUUUACUAUAAUAAAAUUUAAUAUAUAAUGCAGCGGUCGCCCUACCCUACAAUCUGGAAAGCAAUACUACUGCUUAAUGGCGACAAACUACAAUAUUAUAUAUUUGAUGUAACAAAAUGUAUUUAAUGUAAUAUUCGAUUAUCAUUACAUAUCGUGUCCGUAUAUAAUAAGUUAAAUAAUUAAUUUUAAAAGUGAUAUCGUAUAAUUUUUUUUGAUACCAAAUAGUUUGUUUAUUUAUUUUCUUUAACGAAUACAAUUGUAUAUAAUUUAAGUGUGUAAUUUAAGUGCCAGUUUAGUUAAUAUAUUGCGUGAGGUUAAUUUGAGGAUUUUAUGUAACAGUAGCCACAAUCUAAGAUUAUCAUGUGUGUGUUAUGCGCUAAACGAUAAUAUUGCUUAAAAAAAAACAAAAUAUUUACUACAUCACUGAAUACUAUAUUCAAAAUAGAAUAAUUUUUUAGUUGCAGUGGCUUAUGACAUGUGAAGUGGAAUGAAAUGUGUGGUUAGUUAUUAACAGAGCUUUAUGUAUAAAGACUUUAGAAGAAGAGGUAGACCUAAAAGAAAUGGAUGGAUUGCGUGAAAGACGAUAUGUGUAAGAGGGGAGUGAGCGAAGUAAUGGUAUAUGAUAGAGGAGUAUGGAAGGAGAAAGCUGCGCCAACAACGGGUGACUGGGAGAAGGACAGGAGGAUGAUGAGAAUUGAGUAAGCGCCAAAAAUAUAAUUGAAGAAUUGAGGCCGUCAGCGCCAAAGUGACGUCAUCUUACCAUAGUAUGGAGAUAAUGAGGACCGAAUUUACUUUUACACUGUUUCGUAGGCAAAAACAAUACCCGCAAAAUAAUGUUCAUAAAGCCAUCUGUUAUUUAGGGGUCAAAAUAGGGAUAGGCCGGUUUUGCUUUGAAAAUUUAUAAUGUUUUAAAUAUCGUUAAAGGUAUAAAAUUCGUUUUCUUAAAAAAAAGUUAAGACACUUCAAUCCUACAGGUGCGUUAUGACAAUAAGUUAAGAACUAUGUGUAUGACAAUUGAAAGUCUUACGAAAUAUCUCUGAGAAGCAAUUUUAUACGAGAAAUAUUCAAACAAAAAAUACAAAUAUAAACUAAUUGUUAUCUAUGAAAUAGAAAUUUGAAUAAAAAAGGGGCAUUUACAAUUAAUGUACCGAAGAACAUUGGAAAAAUUAUCUAAUAGAGAUAUUAUUAUAGUAACUUAAAUAAAUAUAAUAAUAUGAUGAAAUGGAUGAAACCACAGAAAUAAAUCAAGAUCUUGAUAUUAUUUCGGUGGAUGAAACCAUCUAACAUGCGUCUAUGGGCGCCGGUAAAAUUCUAGCAGAAAAGCCACCACCUCAAUAGAAUCUCAAUUAAGACACAUAUUCUCAAAUAUCUCAGUUCCCGCCUUUUCUGUUAAUUAAUGUCAAUUGUUAAGAUAAAAAAAAACCUUUUGUCAAAUCGAAGAGGCACAAGGAAAUUUUUAAUACAGCCAAGUCUUUUGUUAUUGUGAGAUCGUUUGUUAGACGAAAAGUUGAUUAAAAGAGAAUAAAAAGAAAUGGCCGUUCUUUAAAAAGUUAGGAAGUUGAGAAUUCCGUGCAUUCCUUUUGGAAGAGCCCGAGGUUUUCCCACACUUGUAUAUUUUCACAGAUACUAAUUAGUUAAUAUAUUAAUAAAAACACAAUAAUUAACAAUGUUGACAGUGGCUGUGAGUGUCUGUGUGUGUUUGUGUUUUUAAAUAUUAUAUUUCCGUACUCCGCAAUAACAAGUGACCAAUAGUUUUAGUUUUUUUAAUAUAGUACUGUAAAUAAUGUAUUAAUAUAUAUCAAAAGUGGCGCGAGCUUUUGUCAGGGCAACAAUUGUCAAAAGCUACGAAUAUAACCCGCCAAAGCAGUUUUCGCGUAAUUGAUUAUUGUUAUAAGUCCACACAGAUCUAUCAGAACUUAUUAAUGGAAGAUAAAAUUUGGGGAACAAAGCUAUUGCUUGAGUUUUUUUUAUUACAUCGCUCAAAAAGUAUUUAAACCAAAAAUUACCUCUUUAAAACUUCUGGGUUAAGGGACUAUUCUGGCUUCACCCUGACGGGUAAGUGACCUAACGGACUCAACCUGAGGGUAUUUGCUAACACUAGACCUAGUAAGAGCAGUGCUUCGCUGAAUCUACCACCGGAUCGGAAUAGCGACCCACUGUGUAGAUCCGGCGAGAAUCUCAGCGGGUUGUUUCUUAAAGGUUAAGUUGCAUUGGCGAUCUCGACAUGAAGUUUAAAACUGUAGAUAACAUGUGUGUAUAUUAUCGAAGCCAAUCGCCAAAAGAUUUUCAGUUUUAUCAGCUCUUCAAUAAAGCUUGAGAACAAAAUAAGUAAUUUUAUUUAAUUAAUAAAAAUCACGCCAUCUUUGUUUAUCUGACAUUGUGUAUUCUCGAAUUAUGAGUUUGUAAUGUCGACAAUUAUAGCUUUUGUACAUAAAUAUUGAAUGCAAUAAUCAUAGCUGUAGUAUGUUGUACAUUUUAAACUGUAUAUAAUGUAUUAUUUUAUUCACAUUAAAAUAAAGUUUAGCCCAGUAAAACUAUAGCACGAACUGAGUUGCUCUAUAAAGAAAAACAACUUAAAAAGCUAUUGCUUCACCAGUUUUUAUGUUUUUUAUAUUUCAAUAUUCAAAAAUGUUUUAAUAUUUCUAAUGUUUCUUCUUCUAAUGUUUCAAUAUUCAAAUUACCAUUUUUGUCACCUGUAUAUCAUAUUAUAAGCUCUUUUAAGAUUUAUGACAUAAAUCAUAGAGAAUCAUAUAGAUUCUAUAAAUCAUAUCAAAUCAUGUAUAAUUUUAUGAUAUUAUCGAGGUGUGAAAGGUUAUUUUGUUUAAGCGACAUUUUCGCAACUUUAACGAAGAGCCAUUAAAAAGUUUAAAAUUAGGAAACUAUUUUUUUUUUAUGGCCUCGAUGUGUGGACGAGCUCACAGCCCACCUGGUGUUAAGUGGUUACUGGAACCCAUAGACAUCCACAACGUAUAUGCGCCACACACCUUGAGAUAUAAGUUCUAAGGUCUCAGUAUAGUUACAACGGCUGCCCCACCCUUCAAACUGAAACGCAUUACUGCUUCACGGCAGAAAUAGGCGGGGCGGUGGUACCUACCCGUGCGGACUCACAAGAGGUCCUACCACCAGUAAAAUAUCAUAACAAAAACACUUUUUCAGCCAUUUGAAUGGGGUAAACUUGAAUUAAGUUCAAUUAAAAACAUCAAAUUGUUGAUGCUAAUACCAAAUAAAACGGAUAUUUAGUUACAAAGAUAAAUGUCACGUUUUAAGCGAAAUGCCUAUCACUCCUCGAUAUUAUUUCUUUAAUUAAUUGACUUACAAACCAUACUGUAAACUAAUUUAAAACAAGAAAACACUAUAUCUUAAUCCUUAUAUAAGUAUUUCUCUGGAAAUAAAAUUCAUUUUACGUUGUUCUGUUAAAUAAAAAAACAAUAUUGUCACUUUAAUAUCAUCAUUCGUCAUAAAAACAGUAUUUUUUAAUUUUACCUACAUAAAAUUUAAAGAGUUAAAAUUUUCGACUGCAAUAGUAAAAUAGACUAAUGUUAAAAUGCAAUUAAGACGAAAUAAAUGAAUUUGGGAGA
Molecule: messenger RNA, 6561 nt
Organism: Bombyx mori (domestic silkworm)
Lineage: Eukaryota; Metazoa; Arthropoda; Insecta; Lepidoptera; Bombycidae
Gene: fj
Product: extracellular serine/threonine protein kinase four-jointed
Exons: 2
Coding region: 232-1713 (493 amino acids)
Biological process (GO): cell-cell signaling
Source: RefSeq, a predicted model, not a curated record